CGCAGUAACGUAUCCUCCGUAAUGGCAGGGAGAAGUCGCUUCUCCGAGCUCCUUUAAUAUGCUCCCUGUCCAGGGCACAAGGGCACCACCGGACCAGUCUCAGAAUGACCACCGGCUUCAGCUCCGGUUCCUGCCGGUUCGCAGAUUAUUUUGUGAUCUGCGGACUCGACACCGAAAGCGGGCUGGAACCCGACGAACUGUCCGCUUUAUGCCAGUAUAUAGAAGCUACUAAAUUCAGAGAUGGGGCCAGAGGAAAAUUGGCAAGGGCAAAUGAAGGUGAGAAUUUUGAGCAGAGUCCCCUGCGGAGAACCUUUAAAUCCAAAGUCCUAGCACAUUAUCCAGACAAUGUCGAGUGGAAUCCAUUUGACCAGGAUGCAGUUGGCAUGCUCUGCAUGCCAAAAGGUCUGUCGUUCAGGACACAGGUGGACUCCCGGGAGCCCCAGUUCCACUCCUUCAUCAUCACCAGAGAGGACGGCUCUCGGACCUACGGCUUUGCCCUCACCUUCUUUGAGGAGGUGACCAGCAAGCAGAUCUGCAGCGCCAUGCAGACUCUUUACCACAUGCACAACGCGGAGCAGUACGACAUCUUGCACACGCCCACCUCGCCGCAAGGGCCCGAGGACCCGCGACACCAACACCCGCAGCCUCGUCCCAUGCUCCACGCUGCGCCCUCCAUCUCCCGUCUGCAGCGCUUCAACUCCUAUGACAUCAGCCGCGACACGCUGUACGUGUCGAAGUGCAUCUGUCUGAUAACGCCCAUGGCCUUCGCUCAGGCCUGCAGGAAGGUGCUGCAGCAGCUUCACCAGGCUGUCACUUCCCCACAGCCUCCGCCCCUCCCUCUGGAGAGCUACAUCUAUAACAUCCUCUAUGAGGUGCCCCAGCCACCCUCCGGGCGUUCCCUCAAGUUCUCAGGCGUCUACGGGCCUGUGGUGUGCCAGAGGCCGAGCACAUCUGAGCUGCCGCUCUUUGACUUUGCCAUCAGUGAAAUGUUCAACCUGCUCGGGGUGGAGAACGUUCUGCAGCUGUUCACCUGUGCCCUGCUCGAGAUGCAGAUCCUGCUCUAUUCACAGCAUUACCAGAGGCUGAUGACGGUGGCAGAAAGCAUCACGGCCUUAAUGUUCCCCUACCAGUGGCAGCACGUGUACGUUCCCAUUCUGCCCGCCUCCCUCCUCCACUUCCUGGACGCUCCCGUGCCCUAUCUCAUGGGCCUCCACUCCAACGGGCAGGACGACCGCACCAAGCUGGAGCUGCCCCAGGAGGCUAACUUGUGUUUCGUGGACAUCGAUAACCACUUCAUCGAACUGCCCGAGGAGCUGCCCCAGUUUCCCAACAAGCUAGAGUUCAUUCAGGAGAUCUCGGAGGUACUCAUGUCCUUCGGCGUGUCUCCAGAGGGACACAUUCACUCCAGCGACAGCCAGGCCAAAUACCGGACCUUCCGAUCUGUUGACAUGGUCUCUGACAAGCGCAACGGCAACCUGGCGUCGCCCCUCAACUCCUACCUGCUGAGAGAGAACGAAACAAUUGCCAGACUGCAGGCUCUGGUCAAGAGGACAGGUGUUAGCCUGGAGAAGCUGGAGGUGAGAGAGGAUGCCAGCAGCUACAAGGAUGCUCGGGCUCAGUGCGAUGAGGAGGAGCUGAAGAUGCACCAGCUCAACAUCCAGGUGCGCGAGGUCUUCGCCAACCGCUUCACCCAGAUGUUCGCCGACUAUGAGGUGUUCGUCAUCCAGCCCAGCCAGGACAAGGAGUCCUGGUUCACCAAUCGUGACCAGAUGCAGAACUUUGACAAGGCCUCCUUCCUGUCCGACCAACCAGAACCCUACCUGCCCUUCCUCUCACGUUUCCUGGAGACCCAGAUGUUUGCCUCCUUCAUCGACAGUAAGAUCCUCUGUCAUGACGAUGAGGAGAAGGAGCACACGCUGAGGGUGUUUGAUUCCCGCGUGGAUAAGAUCCGCAUGCUGAACGUUCGCACUCCCACGCUGAGGACUUCUAUGUACCAGAAAUGCACCAACAUCGAAGAAGCAGAGAAAGCCAUUGAGAUGAGAGUGUCAAAGAUCGACCACACCGCCCUGCACCCCCACCUGCUGGACAUGAAGAUCGGUCAGGGCCGCUACGAGCAGGGCUUCUUCCCCCGACUGCAGUCUGAUGUGCUCUCCACCGGGCCCACCAGCAACAAAUAUGCCAAGAGGAGCGCCCCGGCCCAGUGGAGGAGGAGGGAUCGGCAGAAGCAGCACGCCGAGCACCUUUACUUAGAUAACGACCAGAGAGAGAAGUACAUCCAGGAAGCCAGAAACUUGGGCACAACCAUCCGACAGCCCAAACUGUCCAACCUGUCACCUUCUGUCAUCGCUCAGACCAACUGGAAGUUUGUUGAAGGGCUGCUGAAGGAGUGCAGGAACAAGACCAAGCGCAUGCUGGUCGAGAAGAUGGGUCGGGAGGCCGUGGAGCUGGGUCACGGAGAAGUCAGCAUCACCGGCGUCGAGGAGAACACCCUGAUUGCGAGCCUCUGUGACCUGCUGGAGAGGAUCUGGAGCCAUGGGCUGCAGGUUAAACAGGGUAAAUCUGCCUUGUGGUCCCACCUGCUGCACUACCAGGACAGCAAAGAGAAGAAGAACGCGACCCCGGGUGGUUUGGGACCUCCAGGUUUUAUUCACGACACUGAGAGGCGUAAGUCUGACGGGGGCAUGUCCGCCAUGCCGCCUCUCAAAGUCUCCCUGAUCCAGGACAUGAGACACAUUCAGAAUAUAAGUGAGAUCAAGACAGACGUGGGCAAGGCCAGGGCCUGGGUUCGCCUCUCCAUGGAGAAGAAGCUGCUGUCCAGACACCUGAAGCAGCUGCUCUCAGACCACGAGCUAACAAAAAAACUGUACAAGCGCUACGCCUUCCUGCGAUGCGAUGAUGAGAAGGAGCAGUUUCUUUACCACCUCCUGUCCUUUAACGCUGUCGAUUACUUCUGUUUCACCAACGUCUUCACAACCAUCAUGAUCCCCUACCAUGUCGUGGUGGUUCCCAGUAAGAAGCUGGGGGGCUCCAUGUUCACAGCCAACCCUUGGGUGUGUGUUUCUGGUGAGCUGGCAGAGACCGGAGUCCUGCAGGUCCCCAGAAACACUCUGGAGAUCACAUUUGAGUGCCAGAACCUGGGCAAACUCACCACCGUGCAGAUGGGUCACGAUAACACAGGGCUCUACGCAAAGUGGCUCGUGGAGUGCGUUAUGGUCCGCAAUGAGAUCACAGGGCACACGUACAAGUUUCCGUGCGGCCGGUGGUUGGGGAAGGGAGUGGAUGAUGGCAGUCUGGAGAGGAUCCUGGUGGGAGAGCUGAUGACCCCCAGCACGGAGAACGAUGAAAGGAUGUGCCGCACACCUCCGAUGCAGCAGUCCCCGGGCAUGAUGAGGAGAUUCGUUACCAUCUCGCCAAACAGCAAACCGAAGUUAAACACAGGUCAGAUCCAGGAGGGAGUGGGAGAGGCCAUCAACGGGAUCGUGAAGCACUUCCACAAGCCAGAGAAGGAGAGAGGCAGCCUGACUCUUCUCCUCUGUGGGGAGUACGGCCUCGUCUGGGCUCUGGAGCAAGUUUUCCAGCACGGUUUCAAAUCACCCCGACUCUUCAAGAAUGUCUUCAUCUGGGACUUCUUGGAAAAGUCACAAGUGUACUUUGAAAGUGCCGAGCAGCGGGAGGCGACCCCAGAUGAAAACUGGCAGACCAGAGUGCGCCACUUCUGCCGCUUCAUGCGCGCCAUCAACAGCACGUCGAGAAACAUCGGCAAGGACGGGAAAUUCCAGAUGCUUGUCUGUCUGGGCGCAAGGGACCAUUUGCUGCAUCACUGGAUCGCUCUGCUCGCAGACUGUCCGAUCACUGCUCAGAUGUACGAGGACACUGCACUGAUUAAGGACCGCUCGCUGGUGAACUCUCUGAUCAGAGUACUACAGACUCUGCAGGAAUUCAACAUCACCCUGGAGGCUUCGCUCGUCAAAGGUGUUGGUAUCUAAGCCAACUUCCCACCAGUUGUACUUGACCAGGAAGAUCACUGGGGACCACUAAAAAGAAACAACUGAACCUUUUAUAUGCAGGAACAGACUUGAACAAAGGACACUUUCUGGCUUAUAUUAAAGCUACUGUUACAUUUGCCAUAUAUUAAGUGCAAUGAGCCUUUCAAGAUAUGUUGUUAUUUUUAUCCUCGACGAUGUUGCCAUUAGAUGUUAAAAAUAUGUUUUCUAUUAUGAACCAUGAUUUUCACAUUAUUGACGAUGACCUCCUUGUGCUAUAAUGUUUUAUUGAAAGCUAAAUAUUUUCAUUGUUAUCGUGAACUGCUGACAAUGGCUUUAUUUAAGGGAAAGCGAUGAUCAAAACUGUUAAUAUAUUUUCAGAGAAAAACAGUAUUAUUUUGUUAAAUCAGUCAAGUUGCUUGCUCUGGUGUCAACUCCGAAUUCAAUGUCAUAACGCAGAGCUUGAAGCAAAUGAUGUAGAAGUAUGCUUUAUAAGUAUGUGUAUGGCAGGGAGGUUUGUAGAGGGGAACAUGAUUCACCCACAUAGGACUCAAAAGGCUGUUACAUUUGGGCCUUUCCCUGACAAAAGUACAAGUAUGCAAAUCUUUUACAUAGAAUACCUUCGACAGAGAAAAUGAUCCUGCUUGCAUGAUACUCAGACUGUGUGGCUUGAGCCUGUAUCCAGUGAUGGACGGUAUAUUCAGUUGGAAAAUACCCAAAGUCUUGUGCUCCAGACACAAGUGCACCAAGAGAUGCUUGACCCAGCUUUGUGUGCAGAGUGGAUCACAAUGACAGCCUUCAUGUAAAUACCUCCAACUAGCCCUUUCCCCACCAUCAUUCCAGUCCUCAUACUACAUCUGCCCUCUUCUCUCAACAAAAACAGUGUAAUGAUGUGAGUAGAGCCCCUCGUGAUGAAGGAUGAUCUCCUGCUUCUCAUCUGGGAAGCCAAAGGGACUGCUUUUUUCCCCCCUCCUCCUGAUUUUAUUUUUUUUCAUCAUGAUUUCCUGCUAUGCAAUAUCCACAAGAGAAAAAUUGAGAUAUUACCGGGCCCCUCCUCCGUUAUAUACAUUGAACUUUACUGUGCAGAACAAGAGAUUUGAUAUGUGAUGGACUUCUUUUCUGUGCCAACAACGUCUGGAAUGACUGUGUUGUACUCAUCUGUGUACGACCCACACACACACGAGCAUCUUGGGAGAUAUAUAUUUUUGUUUUCCAAUACAGUUGUACAUUUAUUGACAUAGCUGUGUAAUGUAGUGUUUACUAAGUGAGCAACAGUGUACAGUGUAAAAAAUAUAUUAAGAAUAAAGCAUCUGUCAUGCAUUAAAAUGGA
This is a messenger RNA of Stegastes partitus (bicolor damselfish), 5313 nucleotides long. RefSeq names its product DENN/MADD domain containing 5A (gene dennd5a). Gene Ontology annotation, cellular component: trans-Golgi network. NCBI's taxonomy places the organism in Eukaryota, Metazoa, Chordata, Actinopteri, Pomacentridae. Gene Ontology annotation, biological process: retrograde transport, endosome to Golgi. The coding region runs from base 105 to 3986 and encodes 1293 amino acids. Gene Ontology annotation, molecular function: small GTPase binding; guanyl-nucleotide exchange factor activity. The record is from RefSeq and is a predicted model, not a curated record. The transcript is spliced from 23 exons.